AUAAUCCCGAGCCUGUAAAUAUUUAAUUAAUUUAAUUCUUUAUUUAUUUAUUCAUGUUUGUAAGUAUUAUUAUAUAAUUACCUCCAUUACAAGAUGAAAUAGAGCUAUAGGAUCUUCUCUUUUUACACUUAAAGAGCAUGCUAUCGAGUUAAGAGCUCGACUAAGAUCUACAGGAGAUGGUCCUUGCUCUUCACGAGUAUGAACCAUUACAGGAACUUUUUGACAAACCUGAGGAUAGAGAGGUUCCACAGCUACCCUGUAAUAUAAAUUAUGGAAUAUUAAUAUUUUUUAAUCCUUCAUUUGUUUUUACUUUAACCUGGAAUAAAUUAGUGAUUAUGUCCAGCAUAUGUAAUUUAGAAUUUUUGACAAUUAGAUCAUGUGUUUUCAAAAAUAUCAAAAGUAUGUUACUAUUCCUAUAGAAUCAAACUCUGUCUAUAAAUCUUCUUACGUCAAACAUGAGAUUACUCCACAAAAGAAACCACGUGUGAAUAGAAAAUGGGUUACAUAUGGAAAGCUAGAUUUAAAUACAGUUAAUAAAAUUACAUAUCAGUGGCCACAAAUAGUAGAAAAAUCUAAACGGUUUUAUCCUAGAUCUCGUUUAAGAUGUGAGCCAACUCCAAUUGAAUUUAUUACAAUCUACAUGAACUCUUUUUCUAAUCCUGGACAAAUAAAAACGGUCAAAAGCUUAAAGCCUAAAGAAAUUGAAAAGAAAUAUUUAGUUUCUGUACCAAUGGAAAAUACGACAGUUAUGAAAGAAUCUUACGUUCCAUAUAAACAAAAAUUCAUGCCUAAAGGAGAUAAGAAAAUCCAAACUCAAAAAUAUGAUGUGAAAAAAUGGCCAAGUAAUUUUAAGCCUGAUUUUCAGACGAUUUAUAGAGAAUCUUAUAAACAAUUUAAUGUAAAAUCUAUGAAAGUUCAUUGUCCUCAAUAUAAGCCUGGCAAAGUUUCAUCGAAAAUGAGUAGUAAUACGAUUUACAGUACUAGUUACGGACUAGGUUCUUUAAAACAAGAACCAAGGACACAAACAACUUCUCCAUAAUCUUGCAUGAUGUGUAACAUUUCUCUUGUGACUGUAGUAUUGCAGUCUGUAAAUAACGAUACUAAUAAGGGC
Molecule: messenger RNA, 1111 nt
Organism: Chelonus insularis
Lineage: Eukaryota; Metazoa; Arthropoda; Insecta; Hymenoptera; Braconidae
Exons: 2
Coding region: 377-1039 (220 amino acids)
Source: RefSeq, a predicted model, not a curated record